GGGAGCGAGCGAGGCGGCGGCGGCGCCUCAGAGCCGAGGGGACGCGCGGGCCUCGAGCCGCGGGAGCAGACGGCUGCGGGGAGACCCUGGGCUCGCGGCCCGAGGCGAGAGAGCUCGGUCUGUCGACUGCCCGCUUCAGGGGCCGCCGCCGCGUCCCUCGCCCGGAGUGGCCGCCGCCCCAGGAGACUCGCCGUGACACGGGCCUAAGCCGCGGCGGCUGCGGACGUCCGGACCGCUCAGACCCGUCGGGCCGGGCCGGGUGGGGACUAGCGUCCGGGCAGGUGCCGCCCUCUGAGGGCCGGCCGGGCGCCCGGCGCCCACCGGCGCGGCCCGUGGCCCGGGCUCAGCCGAGCGGCAGCCCGUUGCAACCCGCAACCGCAACCCCCCCCCCCCCCACCCCCCCCCCCCCCCAGGGCCGGAGCCCGAGUCGCGCCCCGCCCUCCCCGGGCACGGCCCGGCUGGAGCGGCGGGAGCCGGGAAAGCCCGCGCCCGCCGUCGCCGCCCGCCCGCCGGGCUCGCGCGGAGAAGAGGGAGGAGAAACUUUGCCUUUUAUUGUUGCUUUUAGUCCUUAACUGCAAGGAACUCUGCCGGGAGGAAACAUGUCCUUCUUCAAUUUCCGUAAGAUCUUCAAGUUGGGGAUUGAGAAGAAGAAGAAGCAAUACGAACAUGUGAAGAGGGAUCUGAACCCCGAGGAGUUUUGGGAAAUUAUAGGAGAAUUGGGAGACGGAGCCUUUGGGAAAGUGUACAAGGCCCAGAAUAAAGAGACCAAUGUUUUAGCUGCUGCAAAGGUGAUUGACACGAAAUCUGAAGAAGAACUUGAAGAUUACAUGGUUGAGAUUGAUAUAUUAGCGUCUUGUGAUCACCCAAAUAUAGUCAAACUUCUGGAUGCCUUCUAUUAUGAGAACAAUCUUUGGAUCCUCAUUGAAUUUUGUGCAGGUGGAGCAGUGGAUGCCGUGAUGCUUGAACUCGAGAGACCAUUAACUGAGUCCCAAAUACAAGUAGUUUGUAAACAGACUCUAGAGGCCUUGAACUACUUGCAUGAUAAUAAAAUAAUCCACAGAGAUCUAAAGGCUGGCAACAUUCUUUUUACCUUAGAUGGAGAUAUUAAGUUGGCGGAUUUCGGAGUAUCAGCUAAAAACACAAGGACAAUCCAAAGAAGAGAUUCCUUUAUUGGCACACCAUAUUGGAUGGCUCCUGAAGUAGUCAUGUGUGAAACAUCUAAGGACAGACCCUAUGACUACAAAGCUGAUGUUUGGUCCCUGGGUAUCACUUUAAUAGAAAUGGCUGAGAUAGAACCACCUCAUCAUGAAUUAAAUCCAAUGCGAGUGCUGCUAAAAAUAGCAAAAUCAGAGCCCCCUACAUUAGCACAACCAUCAAAAUGGUCUUCAAAUUUUAAGGACUUUCUAAAGAAAUGCUUGGAAAAGAAUGUGGAUUCCAGGUGGACUACAUCUCAGCUACUGCAGCAUCCCUUUGUUACCGUUGAUUCCAACAAACCAAUUCGAGAGCUGAUUGCAGAGGCAAAGGCUGAAGUAACAGAAGAAGUUGAAGAUGGCAAAGAGGAAGAUGAUGAUGAAGAAACAGAAAAUUCUUUGCCAAUACCUGCAAGUAAGCGUGCCUCAUCUGACCUCAGUAUUGCCAGCUCUGAAGAAGAUAAACUUUCACAAAAUGCUUGUAUUUUGGAAUCUGUCUCAGAAAAAACAGAACGUAAUGCUUCUGAAGAUAAAUUUAACGGCAAAGUUCUUAAUGAAAAACUCACCACUGAUGAACCUGAAAAAGCUGCAGAGGGUAUUAAUGAACAUAUUAAUGAUGUUCAGUUAGAAGCUGUGGCUGAACUUCAUAAUAGAACGACAGUAAUUGAGGAAAAUGGGAGAGAGGAGAAGAGACCCAAGCUUGAAAAUUUGCCUGACACAGAAGACCAAGAAACAGUGGACAUUAAUUCAGUCAAUGAAGGGAAAGAGAAUAACAUAAUGAUAACUUUAGAAACAGAUAACGAACAGAUUCUGAAACCUGCGGAAGAAAGGGAUCAGGAAAAGAAACAGAUAUUUGAAAAUAAGAUUAUGAAAUCUGAAGAAAUUAAAGACACUAUUCAAACAAUGGAUUUAGUUUCUCAAGAGACUGGAGAAAAAGAGGCAGACAUUCAGCCAGUUGAAAAUGAAGUUGCGCUUACAAAGGAAGUCACCCAAGAGAAAUUGGGAAAAGAUGAUAAAAUUCUAGAAGAUGUGAUCAGUGAUACAGGCCAUUUGAUAGGAACAAAUGAGGCAGGAGAUGUUGCUCAGAAGGCAGUUGAAAACAAUGCUGAGGAUGCUCAGAGUAAUGAUGGGAAAGAAGUGGUUGAAGUAGACCAGGAAUUAGUAAGUAAGCCCACAGAGGGUCCUAAGGCUGGUGGUACUGAGGAAGUUCCUAUUAAAGACAUAGUAGAAACUAAUGAGAUAGAUCAGAAAUCCGUGGAAGGUAAAGAUGAGGAACAAUUAAUCAACAGUUUGGAGAACAUAGUGAAGACCAAUGAGGAAUCUGGGACAAACGAAGGUGAGGAAAUUACUGAGUCCAGUAGCACUGAAGAAAGAGAGGUCAGACGUGUAGUAACUCAUACUGACCAGGAGGCUUUAGGAAGUGAAACUCAGAAUGCUCAAGAAGCCACUGCUCAGAUAGAUACAGAGCAAAAAGCAAUUCCAUGUGAAGUGCCAAUUAAAACAGAACCUCAAGUGACUCCUUCUUCACAGCCCAGUGAACCUCAGCCUGUCCCAGUACCCAGUAUUAAUAUCAACUCUGAAGAUGCAGAAAAUAAAGGGGAAAUAGGUGUUUUAUCAAAAAUUGAAACCAUGCUGCUUCCAGAAUCCGAGAAUCAAAAGGAAAAUGAUACUGAUUCAGGCACUAGUUCCACUGCUGAUAAUAGCAGCAUUGACUUGAAUUUAUCCAUCUCUAGCUUCCUAAGCAAAACUAAAGAUAGUGGAUCAAUAUCUUUACAAGAAACAAGAAGACAAAAGAAGACAUUGAAGAAAACACGCAAAUUUGUUGUUGAUGGUGUAGAAGUGAGUGUAACAACGUCAAAGAUAGUUACAGAUAGUGAUUCCAAAACUGAAGAGUUGAGGUUUCUUAGACGUCAGGAGCUUCGGGAGUUAAGAUUCCUUCAAAAAGAAGAGCAGAGAGCUCAACAGCAGCUCAAUAGCAAGCUGCAACAACAGCGAGAACAAAUUUUCCGGCGCUUUGAGCAAGAAAUGAUGAGCAAAAAGCGACAAUAUGAUCAAGAAAUUGAGAAUCUAGAAAAACAGCAGAAACAGACUAUUGAACGUCUAGAACAAGAACACACAAAUCGCUUACGAGAUGAAGCCAAACGCAUUAAAGGAGAACAAGAGAAAGAGUUGUCCAAAUUCCAGAAUAUGUUAAAGAACCGGAAGAAGGAGGUUAUAAAUGAAGUGGAGAAAGCACCCAAAGAGCUGAGAAAAGAGCUCAUGAAACGCAGGAAAGAGGAGAUUGCACAAAGCCAGCAUGCUCAGGAACAGGAAUUUGUUCAGAAGCAACAACAAGAAUUAGAUGGCUCUCUGAAAAAGAUCAUCCAACAGCAGAAGGCAGAGCUAGCCAAUAUUGAAAGAGAGUGCCUGAAUAACAAACAGCAACUCAUGAGAGCUCGAGAAGCUGCAAUUUGGGAGCUUGAAGAACGACACUUACAAGAAAAACACCAGCUGCUAAAACAGCAACUUAAAGAUCAGUAUUUCAUGCAAAGACAUCAGCUACUUAAGCGUCAUGAGAAGGAAACAGAACAAAUGCAGCGUUACAAUCAACGACUUAUUGAGGAAUUAAAAAACAGACAAACUCAAGAAAGAGCAAGACUGCCUAAGAUUCAGCGCAGUGAAGCCAAGACUCGAAUGGCCAUGUUUAAGAAAAGCUUGAGAAUUAACUCAACGGCCACACCAGAUCAGGACCGUGACAAAAUUAAACAGUUUGCUGCUCAAGAAGAAAAGAGGCAGAAAAAUGAGAGAAUGGCUCAGCAUCAGAAACACGAAAAUCAAAUGCGGGAUCUUCAGUUGCAAUGUGAAGCCAACGUCCGCGAGUUGCAUCAGCUGCAGAAUGAAAAAUGCCACCUGUUGGUUGAGCAUGAGACUCAGAAACUGAAGGAGUUAGAUGAGGAACACAGCCAAGAAUUAAAGGAAUGGAGAGAGAAAUUGAGACCCAGAAAAAAGACACUGGAAGAAGAGUUUGCCAGGAAACUGCAGGAACAGGAGGUGUUCUUUAAAAUGACUGGGGAGUCUGAAUGCCUUAACCCAUCAACACAGAGCCGGAUUUCCAAGUUCUACCCUAUUCCUAGCUUGCAUUCCACUGGGUCAUGACAAUAGGAAACAUUUCUGUGAUUGGGUUUGGCUUUUUAAAUAUGUCAUUCUGUUCUCUUCAUCUUCUGCCACAAUCUAUAUCAGAGAGCUUAUGAAGACAAUCACCUGCCUCACCUUCUAGGUGUUUUGUUUGUUUAUUUUGUUUGUUUGUUUAGCAAAGAUGAAGGGAAAGGAACCAAGACAGAUGCUGGGCCAUGUUGGCAAAGUGGCAUCUUGCAGUAAUUCCCUAAGGUGAUUUUGUAUAUUAAUCUUAAAAAUUGUGUUCUUUAGAUACUGUUACCUGAAAAACUGUUAGUAUGAUGUUUGAAGUUAUUAUUUUUUUUUUUUAAAAGCUGUUAGGCCAUUGAGUAUUAGUGAAUAUCUUUUUACCUGGCCUAACUUCUCAAUGAUGCCUAAAUUCUAUAGCUGCAACUCUGCUGUAGAGAGUUGGAAUAAUUUCCCUUUGGUGAAUCAGCUCUCAAGACAAAGCUAUGAGUUGCUCAAAAUACCAUAUUGAUUGAAUAAAUAAAUCUAUUUUGUCUUUAAAUAGCAACAGACUUUUGAAAAAGAAACAUUAUUGAAAUAAUUUGUCUAAUUACCUGUUUAGUCAUGAGCUAAUAAUUAAGGGUGCUAAUUUUAUUAAAAUAGUGCCUAAAACACUAAAUUUCAAUUGAGUCUAAAGUAGGAUUUCCUUUUUUGAUUCAACAGGGACAAACGUCCUUAGCAUUAAGCAUUAUUGUGUUUUAAAUCUUGCUUCUAUUACCAUUUGAUAGAAAUUUUCAUCCUAAAAUAUAUGUUGUACAAAGUUGGAAAGAUUUAAAAAAUGGUAGUUUUUAGAUAUUGAAAUUGGAAAUAUAACACUCACCAAGCUAAAAGAAGUACAGACUUAGGGUCCUAGCUUAUUGCCUAAAAUAAUCCGUGAUCUGGUUAAGUGACCUCUCCCAUCCUAGCACAUUUUGUUCAUUGAAAACUCUGCCUGAGGCCUGCAGGCUCUGUUAUACUUAUAAAUGUAUUUUCUGACAUUAAUCUUAAAAGAGGCAUUUGUUCAGAAUACUUUUUAAAAAAGCAUUCAAAUAAAAUAUUUAGGCAAUGUCAGAAAUGACUUUGUUGUUGUUGAAAGUCAUUUGUAUUUUGGUUUUAUUUAGUCCCAUGUUUAAAUUAUUUACUUUGAGUGGGAAAAGCCUGAAACCUUUAUCAUGUGGUUGCUGAUACGUGUAAUUAUUAAUGAAAUGUUCACUCUUGGUCCCUCUUGUGACUCGGAAUUCCAAGUUCUAGUCAGGUCAAAUAGUAUUAUGUAAUGUACUCUGGUGGCUGAGUAGAUGGCCCAUUUGUAAAUGAUGCUUUGCUGUUUGCCAUUUUCAACCUAUUCUCUUUUAAGAGUACUAAAUACCAAAUUGUAGACGUUUCAGUUUUUAGUUAUUUGACAUUUGAGGCUGGUGAAAAACUUGUGUAAUUUUGUGGGAACACUGAUUCAUAUUAAGAAAAUGUAAAUAUCUGUAGUACUUUCUUGAAGUUAAUUUGAAAAUUUUGAAUGCGAACCUUAUUUUGUCAGUGAUUUAGAUGAUUUGAAAAUGCAUGUGAUUUUCAUUUUGUAAUUGAUUUGACAAGCAUAAUUUCUUGGACAACUCUGUAGGUAGCCUUAACUUCUGGCCAAGUUUGUUUUUUAUAUACAUAUAUAUACAUAUACAUAUAUAUAUAUAUAUAAAAUAUAUGGUUGUAAAUUCAUACACUUAUCACAUUGAAUGUGUUACUGUAUACAAAACUCUUUUAAUGCUUUAUUCUCAAAUGCUGGGUUGAAAUGUUUUGAAAGCCUUUUAAAGUAUAUAUCUUUAUAAAGUAAUAUUCAGGAUGAUGAUGGAAAUUGUUUAUAUUGUUAUAAAAAUGACAGUAUAAUGUUA
Molecule: messenger RNA, 6202 nt
Organism: Odobenus rosmarus divergens (Pacific walrus)
Lineage: Eukaryota; Metazoa; Chordata; Mammalia; Carnivora; Odobenidae
Gene: SLK
Product: STE20-like kinase
Exons: 19
Coding region: 600-4325 (1241 amino acids)
Biological process (GO): protein phosphorylation
Molecular function (GO): ATP binding; protein binding; protein serine/threonine kinase activity
Source: RefSeq, a predicted model, not a curated record